This is a messenger RNA of Alternaria novae-zelandiae, 1173 nucleotides long. RefSeq lists its product as uncharacterized. The transcript has a single exon. The record is from RefSeq and is a predicted model, not a curated record. Bases 1 to 1173 code for a protein of 390 amino acids. NCBI's taxonomy places the organism in Eukaryota, Fungi, Ascomycota, Dothideomycetes, Pleosporales, Pleosporaceae.
AUGCCUGUCUCCGACCCCGCCAAACUCGCACUCAUGACGACUGACCCUUCUACCUCUUCUCUUUCCCCGCUGCCUAAGUCGCGCAAGCGAUCCAGGUCGACUGACGAAAGCGACUGCCGCAAGCCUGUGUCUAAGAUCACCGUUGUCGAGGAUCUCAUUCGCGGUCAAUAUACCGGUCGUUUCGAAGAUCCUACUCUCCGCGACCUGGAACGGUACCGAGCCGUUGUGACUCCCUCUGAGUUCGUUGAUCUCAUCAAGUCCUUCGACGACCAGCUGCGCCGGUGGCUAGUGAACCAUUUGACAUACGAUUGGAACGCCCUCACCGGAGAGAUCAUUCUGCGCAGGAUGUCGCCUAGCAACCUUCACGACGUUGUCGCCGCAGAGAUAGGCCUAGCCUUUCGCGACCAGAUCGUCGCCCUGAAACGGAUGAGGAACGUGUCCGCUGAGAUCAAAGCUCUCGUGGCGAACAUCAAGGGUCCAUACGCAAAUCUUGCAUCGCCUGCGAUCGUUCAUGCUACAGAAAAGUCCGGUGACCCCAAUGUCGACAUCCUACUGACGAGCAAUCGACAGCCCGACAAUUCUUUCUACUUUCGCCAUCGUUCCAACAUGCCCAUCGUCAUCGAAGUCGGCAAUUCUCAAGUUGGCGAGGAGCUCACAGAGUUGGCGGAAUCUUGGAUGAAAGACAGCAGCCGCAAGACAAAGACGGUCAUCACCGUUGAUCUGCAAUACCAAAACCCAGCCACGAGAGCCGACAAUCCCCGUACACCGAAGGCGGCUAUAUCCAUCUACCGCGUCACCAAAGACUCGUACGACAAGAAGACAUUCACUUUCUUCGACUUAGCAAAAGGCAAGCAAAUCACGCGAACCCUUCGCCUUACUUUGGCCGACUUCCUUCCUAUAGAGGAGAUCAAGAAGUUUCCGAAGGACUUCAAGUUCCCUGCCAUCGAGAUUACUGCCGAGGAACUCCGCGAUAUCCUGCAACAAGGUGAUGAGCGGCAGCAAGAUGUGGACAGGGCGUCUCUCAGUCCCGGUAAACCUCUUCAACCGUCAAAGAAGCAGAAGCGUCAGCCGACCCCGUCCUCGACGCCGCCUGUAGUUUCCCAACCUGUGCCCGCACCAGUGGGAAGGUCGGGAAGGCCUCUGGUGAAGACUAAGAGGUAUCUGGGUGAGUGA